This is a messenger RNA of Fusarium coffeatum, 5550 nucleotides long. RefSeq lists its product as uncharacterized. Gene Ontology annotation, molecular function: ATP binding; ATP hydrolysis activity; transporter activity. Gene Ontology annotation, cellular component: membrane. The transcript has 6 exons. The record is from RefSeq and is a predicted model, not a curated record. Bases 1 to 5550 code for a protein of 1849 amino acids. NCBI's taxonomy places the organism in Eukaryota, Fungi, Ascomycota, Sordariomycetes, Hypocreales, Nectriaceae.
AUGCAGCUGCCAUGGGGCGGCCGCGACGGUCCGGGAAAUGACACAUUGUUGCCGACAUCCAAUAUCCCAUCCAUCGUAGGAGACAACACCACCUCCAAGGACGGCGAACAUCCACAACGUCCUCGCCAUGUCCGAACUACUUCGGCCGAUGCACGGAAUGUCGCCGAUCAUUUCUCCUAUAUGACCCCAAGCGAAGCUGCAGCGAACUUACGGACCUCUCUCACUCUUGGCCUCACCCCAACCGAAGCCUUGACUAGACUUAGCGAAUAUGGUCCCAACGAAAUUCCUCACGAUCCUCCUGAACCAUUGUGGUUGCGAUUCAUCAAACAAUUCCAGGAGCCCCUUAUUCUGCUUCUCCUCGUAUCGGCCGGCGCUUCGCUCCUCCUAGGAAACACGGAUGAUGCCAUCAGCAUUACUGUGGCGGUGACCAUUGUUGUGGCUGUUGGAUUUGUGCAGGAAUAUCGUUCCGAGAAGUCCAUCGAGGCACUCAACCAUCUUGUACCAAACCAUGCACAUCUGGUUCGAGGUCAGGGCAAGGUGUCACCGAUGGGAAAGAAUGCGAUAUGGCCUCCGCGCGCCGAUGGUGACGAUUCCAUGUCUACCCCUGGCGAUGUUACACCCAUUGGCGACGUCUUGGAUGCGGCUUCUUCUAAAGUCAUGGCUUCACAGCUUGUCCCCGGCGACCUCGUUCUCUUCACCACCGGCGAUCGCAUUCCUGCCGACAUCCGUAUUACCAAAGCUGCCGACCUGACGAUUGACGCAUCGAAUCUUACAGGAGAGACUGAGCCUGUCAGGAUGUCAGCUGAAGCACGAAGCCGUGGGUUUGGUGGUUUUGGUAAGAACCAACUGCCAAGACCUGCGACCCUUGACCCAGCUGAGGCUGAAGAGUCUCACGGAGAUGGUGUUCAGAAUAUUGCAUACAUGGGAACAUUGAUCAAAUCAGGUCAUGGUCAGGGUGUUGUCUUUGCGACUGGCGGACACACUCAUUUUGGUACCAUCGCUACGAGCGUUUCUGGUACUGAAAGCCCGCGUUCUCCACUUCAAUUAUCGAUGGACGAUCUUGGUUCUCAGCUCAGCAAGGCCUCAUUCGUGGUAAUUGGUCUCAUUUCGAUUGUCGGCUGGCUUCAAGGAAAGAAGAUCUUGGAGAUCUUUCAAAUUUCGAUUUCACUUGCUGUUGCUGCCAUUCCGGAAGGCCUGCCCAUUAUUGUAACCGUCACUUUGGCUCUUGGAGUGCAUCGCAUGGCUAGGCACAAUGCGAUUGUUCGAAGGAUGCCCAAGGUCGAGACACUGGGAUCUGUGAAUGUUGUUUGCACUGACAAAACAGGCACUCUUACUACAAAUCAUAUGACAACAAUCCGCAUGUGGUACUUUGGAACUCAAGAUGCAGUUGAUGUUGAGUCUGACAAUGAAGAUGUGGGAUCUACUAUGGAGUCCAACCAAGCCACCCUACGUGUACUCCGUAUAGGCAACAUUGCCAACGAUGCGCGACUCGCACAAAAGUACACUGAGCAUGGUCAGGCUGCCACAGCUGUCCUCUCAUCUACCCUCGGUCGCGAUCAAGUGUCUACUUAUACUCGCUGGGUUGGGCAGCCAACUGAUGUUGCCAUGCUGGACCUCCUUGAUCGCUUCGGGGAGCACGAUGUUAGAGAAUCCAUCGGCCCACGAGUAAGCGAGACACCUUUCAGUUCAGAAAGAAAGUGGAUGGGCGUCACCAUUGGCUCAGAAACAAGAGGCGACAAGGAAUACGCAUAUAUGAAGGGCUCUAUCGAAAAGGUCUUGGCUGCUUGCGACACCUAUCUCGAAAAGGAUGGAAGGGAAAUUGUGCUCGAUUCAUCCCGUCGCCAAGAAGCUCUCCAGGCCGCCGAGGCCAUGGCUGUCCAGGGUUUGCGGGUAUUGGCAUUUGCAAGUGGUUCUGUUUCGCGCACAACAAGGAGCAAGUCUACCGCACGUAGCACCCCUGGUUUUGACCGAAGCGACAGUCCAUCGUCUCAUGCCCCGGAGGAUAUCUACAAAAACUUGACUUUCGCUGGUCUUGUUGGCAUGCGUGAUCCUCCCCGACCUGGAGUUGGCCGUUCAAUCAGACGUCUGAUGCGUGGCGGUGUCAAGGUUAUCAUGAUUACUGGUGACGCUGAAACCACAGCGCUUGCGAUUGGAAAGCAAUUGGGCAUGACCAUUGCGACCCCCAGCGGACAUACAGGCAGCCAGAACACUGUGAAGCCUGUUCUACGUGGUGACCAGGUUGACAGGAUGUCCGAGGCGGAUCUAGCACAGGCCAUGCAGCAUACAACAAUAUUUGCACGAACGAACCCGGAUCACAAGCUGAAGAUCAUUCGGGCCCUUCAGUCAAGGGGCGAUAUCGUCGCCAUGACUGGUGACGGUGUCAAUGAUGCGCCAGCUCUCAAGAAGGCCGAUAUUGGUAUUUCCAUGGGUCGUCACGGAACUGACGUUGCCAAGGAAGCAGCAGAUAUGAUCCUAACGGAUGAUGACUUUUCUACGAUUCUCCGGGCAAUUGAAGAGGGCAAGGGCAUCUUCAACAACAUCCAGAACUUCCUCACCUUCCAACUGAGCACAAGCGCCGCCAGUUUGGCUCUUGUUUUUAUCUGCACCUGCUUUGGCUUCAAGUCUCCUUUGAACGCCAUGCAGAUCCUAUGGAUCAACAUCAUUAUGGAUGGCCCUCCAGCUCAAUCUCUCGGCGUGGAAAAGGUCGACCCUGAUGUGAUGACCAAGCCCCCACGAAGACGAGGAGAUCCCGUACUUACUCGAGCACUUAUUACACGCGUUCUUACGUCGGCUGCCAUUAUCACUUUUGGGACAAUGCUCAUCUACCGUCGUGAGAUGAUGGCUGAUGGACAGGUGACUCGACGAGACACAACCAUGACAUUUACCUGCUUCGUCUUCUUUGACAUGUUCAACGCUUUAAGUUGCCGAUCUGAGUCCAAGUCGAUUCUUCGGGGUGAGGUUGGACUCUUUUCCAACAACCUGUUCAACUGGGCCGUUGCUCUCAGUAUUGCUGGACAGUUGCUUGUGAUCUACUUCCCCUGGCUCCAGGAGGCCUUUCAAACGGAGGCUCUUGGGUUCUUCGAUCUUGUUCGUCUUGUUAUUCUGUGCAGCAUGGUGUUUUGGGCGGAUGAGUUGCGAAAAUAUCUCAACCUUCCAAACGGCAUCUCUCAUAACGAACACCCUGUCGUCGAACCCUCGAUUGCUGUCUCUACCUCGUCCCUUGACAAUGCCACCACCGAGGCCGAGAUUCGCGAUGCGCUUGCCGCUCUCCAUGCCCGCGAAACCUCUAUAACUUCUCGACUCGAUGCCCUUGUUGCCUCGCAAACAGACCUCUCCCGUGACCUGGGCCGACUGGAUCUUCUACGGGCUGGACUUGGAGCCCAGGUCAUCGCCACAAGAUCGAUUGGAAAUGAUAUGCUGGCGACGGCGGCAGACACGGCUGGUAGACUGAGCGACAGAGUAAAAGAGUUGGAUUUGGAGAAGAGCCGAGUCGAAGAAACGCUUGGUGUAGUGGAACAGGUUGCGGAACUCAAGGCAUGUGUUAAUGGCGUGGUCGGUUCUAUGGGCGCACCCCAGGAUUGGGAGGCUGCUGCUGGAUAUAUAUCAAGAGCCAGCAAAAUACCAGAGGAGAUCACAAAGGGGUCAUUCGCUGUUGGCAUAGUACCCAGCGUCGAAGUACCUGACCCACCAUGGGUGACGCUGGAGGAAGCCAAGGAGAGUCUAUGUGGCCUCUUCUUGAGAGAGUUCGAAAAGGCGGCAGAAGAAAGCGACGGAACCAAGGUCACACGGUUCUUCAAACUCUUCCCUUUGAUCAGCCGGGCAGACGUGGGACUGGACGUGUAUGGACGUUACGUGUGUCAAGGUGUGGCUGGAACAGCUCGAGCGACAUUCAAGGAUGCCAUGAACGGCCAACACAGGGAGGGAUUCUUCUACGCAAAUGCUUUGACAAAGCUAUUCGAGCAUAUCGCACAGAUUGUUGAAGGCCACGGUGGACUCGUGGAACGUCACUAUGGCACCGGCAAGAUGGUUCGCGUGAUCGAGCGUUUGCAGAUGGAAGCGGAUGUUCAAGGUGGCAUCGUUGUUGACACCUGGAGUGACGAGAGAGGAAUCGACAGAAAGCUCACUGAUGUCAGGAGCUACCCAUUCUCGUUCCUUGUACAGAGCUUUUUACCCCAGCCGCCUCGUGGUGGCACGCCAAGAGUCAACUCACCUGCCAUUGGAGUAGGUAACAACCCCCGAGAGAGCGAGGACGAGGGUGUAAACAUGAGAGAGGUCGAUGGUCUCCUGAGCGAGAUUGCCGUCAUGCUUGGUCGUUGGUCCCUGUACACUCGAUUUCUCGCUGGUAAAUGCAAGGACGCCGAUGCAUCAGAUGAAGCUCCUCUGGUCAUACCGGAUGUGUUGGUCAAGUCUAACCUGUACCGCAAAGUGUCUACGAAACUCACAGCUCCUUACAAUGUUAUGACCACCUUUUUCUUCCGCCGUUCGGUGGAGAAGGCGUUCCAGCUAGACGAGUAUCCCACUGGCUUGUCAUUAAGCUUGAGUAAACAUAUCGAGGGCAAUGCCCCGUAUAUCAUAUUAGCUGUCGACGAUGUUAUGUACAUUGUGAACACGGUCAUUCAGAAGUCCAUCUCCACAUCACAAAGGGAUGUCAUUGCUUCUGUGGUGCCCACCAUUGGUCGAGUUCUUGGUUCCGACUUUGUGGGCAUGAUUCAACGCAAGAUGCGAGACGAAUCAUAUCCUAGGCCUGUCGUUCAAGGAGGGUUCCCACCUGAAGAUAAGAUCAUCCAGUUCAUCGUUCUCAUCAACAGUCUCGACAUGGCCAACGAGUACUUGACUCGAAUCAUCACGGGUCGCAUAGGGGAGUCGAGUGAGUUUUCAAAUGGCGACGCUCAGAAUGGACCCCUCAAAGAUUCGUUCCCAUUUGAGCGAGACGUUAUCUUCGUGGCGAAUGCUUUGCACACUCUUCAAACAUCUUUCAUCGGCAAGUCAACAGAACUGCUCAACGAAGGUAUUCAAGUACUCUUCAACCAAGUCGUCAAGCUUCGUUUACGGCCGGUUCUUACUGAGACAUUCCGUGAUGCGGACUACACACUAUCUGAAGACGAUAUUGCCGAUAUUGCUCAGCAAAACGAUGAAGAUGAGAAUGAACUUUUGGAACAAGUACCCCGGCUCUUUGAACACGGCUGGGAUCAACUCAUGAAGCCAAUUGCACGCCUAAUGACACCUGGAACAUAUAACACCCUCCUCGACAUUACCGCGCGUUACCUGUCCAAGAUUUGGGAGAAGAAGAUCAUGGGCUACGCAGGACGGACUAAUGCCCUUGGCGCAAUUCGUCUCGAACGCGACUUCAUUGCAUUGGUGGAUGUCGUCUCCCGUGGAGACUAUGGUGUACGAGAAGUGUUUGCCAAGGUCCUGCAACUUCUAGAGGUUGCCAACAUGGAAGACGAUGAAUGGGAUGAAAUCAUGGCACAAGAUGGGGAAGAUGAUGGCUACGAGUGGGUUCUGACUGAAGAAGAGAGGAGGAGGGCAAGAAGCUUGGUUAGAGGCUGA